Molecule: messenger RNA, 2043 nt
Organism: Abrus precatorius (Indian licorice)
Lineage: Eukaryota; Viridiplantae; Streptophyta; Magnoliopsida; Fabales; Fabaceae
Product: protein SIEVE ELEMENT OCCLUSION B-like
Exons: 7
Coding region: 47-2023 (658 amino acids)
Biological process (GO): phloem development
Source: RefSeq, a predicted model, not a curated record
UUCAAACACAAACCUAAGAGGAUACUAUUCUCACAUUGCAAUCACCAUGGCAUUGUCCAAUGCACCUUCAAAUGCCUCUUUGCCUCAACAGAAAGCUCACCUGCCGAACCCAUUUGAUCUUAAUGACUCUCAGAUCCUUGACAAAGUUUAUCUUACCCACCUCAGUGAUGAUGAAAUUUGCGACACCAAGAUCCUUUUCGAUCUUGUGUCCAACAUUGUCCUUCCGAGUCAAUCCCAGAUUCCCGUAAUCAGUUACAAACCAGAAUUCACUACAUUGAAACUGAUUUCUUGUCAGAUGAUAUCCACACCUAGUGCUGCGCAUUGCGUCCACCAAACAACACUCUGGAUUCUUCAACACCUCAGAUGCUACUCAUGGGAUGCAAAAGCACUAAUAACCAUAGCUGCCUUUUCUUUGGAGUAUGGGAACUUUAUUCACCUUUAUCGGUUUACAACAACGGAUGUACUUGGAAACUCAUUGAAACAGCUGAAUCAAGUUCAAACCAGAAAAAUAUCUGCUGAUCUUACCGAAUUGGUCACAUACAUAGUGCAAGUGUUUCAGCACAUUAAAGAGUGGGCAACGUGGUCUGCUGAAGGUUAUGAUCCAGAGGAUGUGCCUGCAUUGACAGAAGCUUUCCAAGAGAUCCCUGUUGUUGUAUACUGGACGAUUGCUGCCAUUGUUGCUUCUACCGGCAACCUCGUUGGUGUAUCGACAUAUAAAUUGUCAGAGUACAAAGACAGGCUUUUUGCUGUUGUAAAGAAUUUCACAAGGCAUCUAGCAUAUUGCAAAGAGCAAAUAGGCUAUGUAGACGAUUACUGGAACCGCAGGAAAAUCUUUGAUAAACCUAAAGAUAUUGUGGACUGUUUGAAGGCUCUGAUCUACCGAAAUGGAACUCAGAAUGCCCUGAUAUUUGAAGGGAGCUUCCUAAUUAAAUUGGGUAUUGAAGUGUUGAGGCAGAAACACGUGUUACUGUUCAUUUCGGGCCUGGACAGCGUGGGAGAUGAGAUAUUGCUUUUGAAUUCAAUCUAUGACAGGUUGCAAGAAAAUCCAAAAGAAGCAAAAGGUUUCAGGAAAGAAGAUUUCAAGAUUUUGUGGGUCCCCAUUGUGGCCGGGUGGGACGAUGUCCGAAAGGAACAAUUCAAGACUUUGAAAAGGGGCAUCAAGUUUUACGUUGUGGAGUAUUUCCUUGACUUACCGGGCCACAAGAUAAUAACAGAUCCAGAAAGAUUGAAUUACGUUGGCAAGCCCAUUAUCCCACUGUUCAGCCCCCAAGGUACCAUAUUGAAUGAAAACGCCAUGGACGUUAUCUUUCAGUGGGGUAUAGACGCUUUCCCUUUCAGGAAAAGUGAUGGUAUUGAGCUUAAUCUAAAAUGGAAGUGGCUUUGGGAUUUACUCAAAAAAGCAACUCCUGGACUACAGGUGAGAGAGGACAGGUACAUCUUUAUCUAUGGAGGUGCUAAUACUAAGUGGAUCCAAGAUUUCACACUCGAAAUGGAAAAAAUAAAAAGGAACGAGACUAUAAAGCGUGCAGAUGUGAUAAUAGAUCAUUAUCAGUUGGGGAAGGAUGAAUCGAACCGUGUUCCUAGUUUCUGGAUUGGCGUAGAGAGGAAGAAACAGAACAAGAGGCAUCAAGAAACAGUGGACUGUGAGAUUCAAGAAAUUGUGAAGAGCUUGUUUUGCCUCAAAAGGGACCCACAAGGGUGGGUUAUUCUCAGCAAAGGGUUUAACAUUAAGCUUCUUGGUCAUGGCGAGCCUGUUUAUCAGACUGUGGCAGAGUUUCAAAAUUGGAAAGACAAAGUGUUGGAGAAAGAGGGAUUUGACAUAGCCUUCAAAGAAUACUAUGAGGCUAAGGUGAAAGAGAUAUCUGCUCGUCAACCAUGUGAAAUUAUCAAUGUUGAUAACUAUACUUCAAAUGUCAUAGCUACCAUAACGUGCCCAAAUCCCACGUGUGGCCGUGUGAUGGAGGUCACAUCUGUUAAUUACAAGUGCUGCCAUCGUGAUGCUCCAAACGGUUUCAGUGUCUGAUUCAAGUUGAGGAACAAGUA